AUGACAUCCAGCUCUGAGGAUGUCAAGACGUUCACAGGCAUGUUUGAUCGUGGGCAGAUUUAUGACAAGGUCCUGCAGGAGGCCAAAGCGGCUGCAGCCUCGUCGAAGGGCGGCUCGCUGAUCUCGAGUGGCGUCCCAUGCGCUGCAGCACGACAUAUUGACAUCCGACGAUGGAUCGAAUAG
Molecule: messenger RNA, 183 nt
Organism: Cladocopium goreaui
Lineage: Eukaryota; Dinophyceae; Suessiales; Symbiodiniaceae
Source: the annotation of a GenBank genome assembly